GACCGCCGAAAACGCUGAAUUGAACGCGCAAACGUGGAACAUUUAUAGAACGUCUUCUACAACGUUGACGUAGUCAGUUUGAAUUGUUGAUCAGUGUGGUGUUCAGGUGGAAUUUCAUAAAUAUUUUGCAACAUGCCUAUCGAAUUGCAAACCGAAGACCGACUCGAAUACACCUUCUUCCCUAACGCUUCUGGCCUGCUCCAAUUCCGAGUGCGUGCGCCUAACGAUGCCCACGUCGCCCUCAGCCCUUCGGCCUCCGAAGCCACCCCUAUGUACGAAAUAUUCAUCGGCGGCUGGGGCAACUCGAAAUCCGUAAUCCGCAAGAACCGUACCAAACCCGAGGUCGCCGAAGCCAACACCCCCGGAUACCUCAACGGCGACGAGUUCCGCGGUUUCUGGAUCCGCUGGGAGAACGGCAACAUCAGCGUCGGUCACGAAGGUAACGCCACCCCCUUCCUGGAGUGGACCGACUUCGAACAAGUGCCUAUCGAGUAUAUUGGGGUGUGCACGGGCUGGGGUGCCAACGGGUCCUGGAUCAUCGAGGAGGCCAGAGGCGGUGGAGUCCCCCACCCCCAGGCGGCGCCUCUGAUUGGAGCCCGCAGCAACUUCGCCGGCCAGUGCUGGGUGCCGGCCAGAAACGGAGAAGUUCCUCCCAGGGCCUUCGCUGGAGGCGAAGACAAUGGAGAGGCGGUUUACGUGGUCAGAGCCAACUUCAACGGUGCUUUGAUUCCCGGAAAGUUGGUGCCUAGCCAUGGAACGUGUUACGUCCCAUGGGGUGGGCAAGAAAAUCCCGUCCCUGAGUACGAGGUGUUAUGCGACUUCCCCGGAAACUGGAUUGCUUGCAGUGGAGGGAACAUUCCGCCGAACGCGAUUACUGCUGGUCAGAGCGAAGACGGAGAAGCUUUGUACGUUGGUAGGGUGGUCCAUGAUGGGGCUCUUACGGUCGGAAAGGUCCAGCCUUCCCACGGGGUGGUUUAUAUUGCAUACGGCGGCAACGAAUUGGGAUUCCAGGAUUAUGAGAUUUUGGUACAAUAAAGAACUGAUGGCUAUAUUUUAUUCGCUUUCAUAUGUUGCUGCCUAGGAAUUCAAUCCAGCCUAAUCAAAUAUACGUUUAGACGAUGCUAGACUGCACUGUUGUGGCUUCUAGGUGCCUUAUAGUGUGUACCUAAAUGAAGUGUAUUAUUUUUAUAUAAUGGAAGCGGUAAUAUUAAAUCGUCUCGAUUAUUAUUGUUAAAUUAGCAACGUUUUGACAUAGUGGCUAACUGAAUUGGUACCACUCUACCAGUGUUUAUUUUAUAAGUCAAUAAUGAUCAUGUAAUUAAUAAUGAAAUAAAAUUUUUAUUUAUC
Zophobas morio is the source of this 1347-nucleotide messenger RNA. RefSeq names its product C3 and PZP-like alpha-2-macroglobulin domain-containing protein 8. Lineage: Eukaryota; Metazoa; Arthropoda; Insecta; Coleoptera; Tenebrionidae. The coding region runs from base 133 to 1035 and encodes 300 amino acids. The record is from RefSeq and is a predicted model, not a curated record. The transcript is spliced from 2 exons.